AUGAAAGGCAUCUUCAGCGUCACAACCUGCUCCAGUGUCCUCAACUCCCAACCCGUAUGUUCCGCCAACUCUACCUGUGGCAGCAUCUUCUCGAGAUUUGAACAUCUGAGCUGGAAACAUUACUAGGAUGUGGAUGGCCUCUCGAGAGUACCCAUCACCUACGAAGACAGAUUUGUUGAUCUCCACAGGCAACAUCAAGUAAGCUUUUGAUUGUUAUGCUAUUACGACAUUAGUCUUGUGUAUUUGUAAAGACAAUUAUUAAAUUCUAAUUUCAGAAUCAUGAGAAUGCUCACUGCAUCUCAGAAUCAAGUUCUUCGGGCCGUGAAUCCUUAAAGACCGAGAAUAAUCAAGUAAGACUCCAUAGAUAAUGUUCAAAGAUGUUUAGGUGUUAAGGAGACGCAUCGACAGCACCAUGAGCUUCGACAUGUGUGAAGAGGACUACUCUGGUCGUCGGAAGCGUGAUUCCCAGUCUUCGAACCUUCUCUUCCAGGUCGAUAUGAACACAACGUCCCACUUCGACUCGUUGAACGAGGAAGAUACACGGAAAUGCGACUACUGGUAAGAAAUCAGUAUUUUUUAGACUGUUUAGUUUUAUAUUAACCUUGAAGUCUGCAGUAUAACAUUUUAUUAAACCUUUUAGUAACACAAACGUGACGAUGGAGUCCAACUCAACGAUGACGUCGUCGAGCUCCACUCUCAUUAACGGAUCAAAUAACCUAAUCACCUCCACUGCAACCAAGGUCCGCGUCACUUGUGCACGAUGUGCAGCUAACAGGGUGCCAAUCCACUCUCCCAGCAGCAGUAGAAUGGUGGUUAGCUGA
Bursaphelenchus okinawaensis is the source of this 821-nucleotide messenger RNA. NCBI's taxonomy places the organism in Eukaryota, Metazoa, Nematoda, Chromadorea, Rhabditida, Aphelenchoididae. The record is from the annotation of a GenBank genome assembly.